UCGCCGAAGUUGGGAGAGUUGCUCGGAGCUGGGAGCGGCGCCCGCCCUUCUGUGCCCCCUCAAGCCGCGCGGCGCCCGGGGUCCUCGUCGCAAGCCCGCAGCAGCGCCCCCCGCCCCGCGACCGCGCCAUGGCCGAGGAGCAGCCCCUGGUCGAGCUGUUUGUGAAGGCUGGCAGUGAUGGAGCAAAAAUUGGGAAUUGCCCCUUCUCUCAACGACUCUUUAUGGUCCUUUGGCUAAAGGGAGUGACCUUCAAUGUCACUACAGUGGACACCAAAAGGAGAACUGAAACAGUACAAAAACUCUGCCCAGGAGGUCAGCUCCCCUUCCUGAUGUACGGCACGGAGGUCCAUACGGACACGAACAAGAUUGAAGAAUUCCUGGAAGAGGUUCUGAGCCCUCCCAAGUACCCCAAGUUGGCUGCUCGUAACCCUGAGUCCAACACAGCUGGUCUUGAUGUGUUUGCAAAGUUCUCUGCUUACAUCAAGAACUCAAACCCAACGCUCAACGCCAACCUUGAGAAGGGUUUGCUAAAAGCACUGAAAGUGCUGGAUGUUUAUUUGAUGACACCACUACCGGAGGAGGUGGACGAGAACAGUGCUGAGGAUGAGGGCCAGUCCAAUCGUAAAUUCCUCGAUGGGGAUGAACUGACGUUGGCCGACUGCAACCUACUGCCCAAGCUCCACAUUGUCAAGGUGGUGUGCAAGAAAUACCGUAACUUCACCAUCCCCGAGGAAUUCCGUGGCAUUCACCGCUAUCUCAAGAACGCUUAUGCUCGUGAGGAGUUUGCCAGCACCUGCCCAGAUGAUGAAGAGAUUGAAUUAGCUUAUGAGCUGGUUGCCAAAGCUUUGAAAUAACAAACUUCUGAGAGUGGGAAAGGGACGUGGAACCUUCCGUGGCAGGAUCUAUUGGGGUUGGGCCCACUGGAGGGCCGAUUUUUAUGUAUGUACUAGAAUUUGUCAGUAGUGACAGGGGAUGGGGAAUGUUUAGUUACCCAAAGGGACAAAGUGAUACCAAUUCACGAAUAACAAUAAAAACCUUGUUUUUAAAAAUA
Messenger RNA from Varanus komodoensis (Komodo dragon), 1051 nucleotides. RefSeq names its product chloride intracellular channel 1 (gene CLIC1). The coding region runs from base 129 to 854 and encodes 241 amino acids. NCBI's taxonomy places the organism in Eukaryota, Metazoa, Chordata, Lepidosauria, Squamata, Varanidae. The record is from RefSeq and is a predicted model, not a curated record. The transcript has 6 exons.